Molecule: messenger RNA, 1250 nt
Organism: Eurytemora carolleeae
Lineage: Eukaryota; Metazoa; Arthropoda; Copepoda; Calanoida; Temoridae
Product: zinc transporter ZIP1
Exons: 12
Coding region: 110-1168 (352 amino acids)
Biological process (GO): zinc ion transmembrane transport
Cellular component (GO): plasma membrane
Molecular function (GO): zinc ion transmembrane transporter activity
Source: RefSeq, a predicted model, not a curated record
AGAUUUCAAAAUGGCGCAAUUUAGAUAGUCUGCUGUAUUCAAUAUUCAUUCAGUCUGAGGUUAAAGUUUUCGUACACACUACAGAGACUGUUUGAGGAUUUUUGUUAAAAUGGACACAUCAACUAUUCUUGAGGAGAUGGAGUAUACAACCAUAGAUGACGUUGAGAAAAUGGGCGCCAAGGCUCUUAUUUCGGAAAAGAUAAUUGUUAUGGUAUCGAUGUUCGCUGUUACAUUCCUGUUUGGGUUGAUACCAUUGAAACUGUUCUCCGCUGUCAGAGAAAACACAGAUGUUACAUCUAGAAUAAGAUGGAAGAAUGUUCUGAGCUUUGCUUCUUGUUUUGCCGGUGGUGUAUUUAUCGCGGCCUGUCUUCUAGAUUUAGUUCCGGACGUUGAAGAGAAGAUAAACGAGGUGCUUGAAGAGAUCAAAGACAGCUAUGGUGUAGAUGUUGAAUAUCCUCUGGCUCAGUUCAUCAUUGUUAUGGGGUUCUUCCUCAUACUCACCGUAGAGCAGACAGUGCUGUACUUUCAGGAAUCCUGGAUGUCUGAAGCGGAGAGGCAACCUUUAUUAUCCAGGUCCCGACAAACUAGUGUUAAUCAGAAUGAUUUUGAAUCUAUUUCACGACAAGAUAGCAUUACAGGACUCUCAAACGUGGUUCACCAUACGCAUGACGGGCACACAGAUCAUUCGCAUAUAUCUCAUGGUGUUUUCCAGCACAGUACACUUAGGAGUAUUAUGCUUCUUCUCGCACUCUCAUUCCAUUCAGUUUUUGAGGGUUUAGCGAUUGGACUACAAGACGACAGUGCCUCUCUCAUUUCUAUAUUUGUAGCGGUCAUUGUACACAAAGCGGUCAUGGCAUUCAGUCUGGGCUUGAACAUAGCGCAGUCGGUAAUGUCGGUGAAGAACUUUAUAAUUUCCAACUUCAUAUUCUCUAUCUCUAGUCCUAUAGGACUAGCAGUAGGGAUAGGGAUAGCUGACCUACCAAGCAGUUUACCCCAGAAUAUUGCGAAUGGAAUACUGCAGGGUAUAGCUGGAGGAACCUUCUUAUACAUUACAUUUUUCGAGGUUCUACCCCAUGAGUUGAAUGUGCCGACGAACAGACUAUGGAAGGUUCUCUUUGUUCUUCUCGGGUUUGCUCUGAUCUGCGGACUGCUCUUUAUAACUCACUAAUCAGAGUAAUCUCUUUAUAACUCACUAAUCAGAGUAAACUCUGAAUAAACCUGGAGAAAAAUAAAUGUUUGUGUUUAACAAG